AUGUAUGGAAAAUUUCUUAUAAAUGGUUCUCCAUCAAGGGUAGUAGUUUAUUUAGAAGGUCCACCUCCAGGCACUGACAUUCUCCUUGAUAGUCUAGUGUUGAAGCACGCAAAGAAAAUCCUUCCUUCACCUCCUCCAGUUAUUGAGGCUUAUGAUGGCCAAGUGACAACAUUAGGCAUGUUGGAACAUCACUCCGAGUCUGGUCACCUUGGAGCAUUAUUGGCAAAGUCAGGCAGUCAUUAUGCUGUUAUUACAAAUUGCAAGGAGCUUUGGCAAGGCUUGGAACAAGAUAUCACAAGCAGAAUUUCACCAGGUUCCACCUAUACAGUUUCUGCUCGUGUCGCGGAGUAUCAGGGUCUCUUCAGGGCUUUGCCAAUGACAUCCGUUUCAAAAGACCAGUGGCAGACGUUGGAAGGUGAGUUUUCAUUGUCAACUAUGCCUGACUGUGUUGUAUUUUAUUUGGAAGGGCCUUCUCCUGGAGUUGACCUACUCAUAGAAUCAGUAGUGGUAACCUGUUCCAGUGAACCCAUUAGUCGGAGCACUAGAUCCAUCUGCACUGGAGAUGACAACAUCAUAUUGAACCCAGCAUUUGAGGAUGGCCUUAAUAAUUGGUCUGGAAGAGGCUGCAAGAUUCUUUUGCAUGACUCUAUGGGAAAUGGAAAAAUCAUUCCAAUGUUUGCUUCCGCAACACAACGCUCACGGAGCUGGAAUGGGAUUCAGCAAGAGAUAACUGGAAGAGUGCAGCGAAAGCUUGCAUAUGAGGUUAAUGCUGCAGUGCGAAUAUUUGGUAACAACGUCACCAAUGCUGAUGCAACAGACAAAGACUGGGUACAGAUGCAUGGAAAAUUUCUUAUAAUUGGUUCUCCAUCAAGGGUAGUAGUUUAUUUAGAAGGUCCUCCUCCAGGCACUGACAUUCUCCUUAAUAGUCUAGUGUUGAAGCACGCAGAGAAAAUCCCUCCUUCACCUCCUCCAGUUAUUGAGAAUGCAGCUUUUGGAGUUAAUAUUAUUGCGAACAGCAACCUCAAUGAUGGCACCAAUGGUUGGUUUCCUCUUGGCAAUUGCACUCUGACUGUUGGAACUGGUUCACCACAUAUACUGCCUCCAAUGGCAAGAGAUUCUCUUGGACCUCAUGAGCCUCUAAGUGGUUCGUACAUUCUUGUCACUAAUCGCACUCAGACUUGGAUGGGUCCUGCUCAGAUGAUCACAGAUAAAGUGAAACUCUAUUUGACAUAUCAAGUAUCUGCAUGGGUCCGAAUUGGUCCUGGGGCCACUUGUCCUCAGAACAUAAACGUAGCACUUGGCGUGGACAGCCAGUGGGUAAAUGGUGGCCAAGCUGAGGUUAAUGAUGACAGAUGGCAUGAAAUCGGUGGCUCUUUUAGGAUCGAGAAGCAACCAGACAAAGUGAUGGUAUAUGUUCAAGGUCCUGCCCCUGGUGUGGAUAUGAUGGUUGCUGGCCUUCAAAUUUUUCCUGUUGAUCGACAGACAAGGUUCAGACAUUUAAAGAAGCUAACUGAUAAGAUACGUAAGCGUGAUGUUACCCUGAAAUUCUCAGUAUCAGAUUCAGGCAGUUUGCCUGGCACCUUUUUGAGGGUCAAGCAAACACAAAACAGUUUCCCCUGUGGGUCAUGCAUGAUGAGAACAAACAUAGACAAUGAAGACUUUGUUGAUUUCUUUGCUAAAAAUUUUAACUGGGCUGUGUUUGGAAAUGAGUUGAAGUGGUAUUGGACAGAGCCACAGCAAGGAAAUUUCAACUACAGAGAUGCUGAUGAGCUCUUGAACUUGUGCACGAGCCGGAAUAUUGCAGUCCGUGGACACUACGAUGCAUGGGUCGUUCUAUCAAACCAUCUGGGAAAAGAUAUCAGAGCAAACAUGUUCAAGACUGCAAACAAACUAGACUCAUCUGCCACCCUGUUUGUAAAUGAUUACCAUGUUGAGGAUGGUUGUGACACCAGAUCAUCUCCAGAAAAGUACAUUGAACACAUUCUUGAUUUGCAAGAGCAAGGCGCGCCUGUGGGAGGAAUUGGAGUUCAAGGGCAUAUAGAUAGUCCAGUUGGGCCAAUCAUUUGUUCUGCUCUGGAUAACUUGGGCAUUCUUGGUCUUCCAAUUUGGUUCACAGAGCUUGAUGUGUCUUCCAAUAACGAGCAUGUUAGAGCUGAUGACUUGGAAGUAAUGCUCCGGGAAGCUUUUGUCCAUCCUGCAGUUGAUGGUGUGAUGCUGUGGGGAUUCUGGGAGUUGUUCAUGAGCCGAGACAAUUCUCAUUUAGUGAAUGCAGAAGGUGACCUUAAUGAAGCUGGAAGAAGGUACCUUGCUCUUAAACAGGAGUGGCUGUCCCAUGCUCAUGGGCAUAUCGAUGAUCAGGGACAAUUCGGGUUUAGAGGCUUCCAGGGAACGUAUGAGGUGGAAGUUGUCACCCUGUCCAAGAAAGUUUCUAAGACAUUUUUUGUUGACAAGGGUGAGGAACCCCUGGUGGUAUCUAUAAACUUAUAG
This is a messenger RNA of Ilex paraguariensis (yerba mate), 2487 nucleotides long. The record is from the annotation of a GenBank genome assembly. NCBI's taxonomy places the organism in Eukaryota, Viridiplantae, Streptophyta, Magnoliopsida, Aquifoliales, Aquifoliaceae.